AUGUCCAACGAAACGUCCUUAUUAUUGCGAUGGUGCCUUCCACAUGAUCUCAGGAUCUCUCAAAAAAAUUGCAAUAGCGAAGUGUUGUUCACAGAAUUCCUUGAGCACUUCGAUUUACCGGCUGACCAAGAAGAGGCUAGUAUCUCGCCCUUCUGGUUAUCCAUUAAUAGCGCGACUUGGAAUUUUAUACAUCCAGUUGGUUGGUCUGAAAUUUCGGGCGUGCGGUGGUUUCCUCCGAUUGCCAGUUCAUUUUCCGAUGCACGUCCAUCGUCACCCAAGAAACAGUGUAAUCUCAGUAACAGGUGGCUGCAAACCGAAUGGGGUCUCUCAGUGUUUCGUCGCAGUGUUCCUAAUCUAUUUUUUGAAAAUCGAUCCAUUUGUUUCCACAACCUUCUUCGAAUAGGCGGCUACCUUGAGUGCAAACUUACCUCUGAUCCUUCUGCAGUAUGGAUUCAUCCACUCGGAUGGGCCUUAUCUCAAGGAUAUAGCUACAGGCCCCCUGACGGCUACGUUAUUCCUGAGGACAUAACAGUCAAUAAGGAAUUUCUCGAUAAUUUGCCACAUGGAAUUCCUGAUUUAACGGGAAAAUGCACAGAUGGUUUCCUUUUUCCGAAUCAAUUUUCUUUCUCCCAGGAACCUCCCAAACACUCCGUUCAUGUAGGCCUCAAACUUGAGGCUUUUGAUAAUAUGACACCCUACGGGGCUUCUCCUGCUACCGUCACAAAGAUCAUCUCAGAUCGUUACUUUGUUGUCAAAAUUGAUGCUCUUCCUACACCAGAUGGUGCUGAAACGAACCAUACAAGACAAUUCAUUGGUCACAUGAGCAUGCCCCAGAUAAUGCCUCCGAACAUGAGCCAGUUUUACGGGUUCCACUUACUUCCACCAGAAAACUGGCCGAAUGAUAGACUGUUUACGUGGCAUAACUACCUCGCAUUUAUGUCAGAACUCUCUCCACCUCAAGUACCAUGUCCUUCUUCCUCCUAUCAGUGGACAGACCAUUCCAAGCAAUCGUUAGCAAAACAUCUGUCCACACCCGUUCACCGAUUCUUCUACAAUCAUCUUUUAAAACCGAAAGCUUUCAGCGAAUCUACCCCAGAUUCAUGUAUUUAUAUGAGAAGCUGUGACAGUGGCAGUACGAAUGCACGACGGUCAAAUCUUGAUUUGUUCAAACUCGCAUCGUCAAAGACUGGCACGGACGCCGGGCUAUCCACACUAAAGGACUUUUUUGUUGGUAUGAAACUCGAAAUGGCCCUCCCAUCUUCCAUGUGGAAUCACAUUUCAUUUUCAGAGAGUGGUAGGAUUGAAUUCCAUGAAAGCCCUCUCUGCACUGCGACUGUUAUUCGUGCCCAAGCAGGUCUUCUUUGGCUUCUGCCUGACCUAGCAGGUGACUGGAAUUCAAACGCAAAUCCUAAAUAUCCUCUGGACAAGCCCAUUUUAUUUGAGUGUUCCUCCACAGAAAUAUAUCCCCUGGGUUGGAGUAAAGCCAAUGGUCAUCCUUUCGUACCCCCCAUGUCUUACACCAACCCACCUCCUCUUAAAGUAGAUCGCCCUCCACUGUGGAGUAACCCUGCCCAGCCAAUGCAAUCUUCCUUCGUUGCUUCGGGAACGCUAGACAUAUCUGGGAUAUACAGUGAAUCAGACAUAUGCCCUCCCAUCUAUAUCAAUUCUUCCUGCUACCCCGGGCCCUACAUAUGCCAAUCGGAUCUGGAGAAGCUUCCAUGUCAGUUUGGUCCGGGCCCUAUCGUUCGCAACCUGCACACCCUUAUUACUCGUCUUGUCGGCGCCGCUUUCAAAUCAGUCCGUGUGCUCCGCCUUCUCGAGUCCGAUUGGGCCACAGCCCUGGCGAAUGCCUCUACUAGUGGUAACUCCAAAAAACGCGAUGAGGCCUUGCUCGAGGCUGCUGAACAGAGGCAUGAGGGUAUGCAAUUAGCUCUCAUUCGAGUCCGGUGCCCGAGGAAAGGAACAAAAAUCGAGGCUCCUGUUGAAAUUUGCUGUCGAAGACGAGCGGUCGAAGAGUAUUGUCUACAGGUAAGUCUUUUACUCGAAGCCUGCCCGUUUCUUGUGAGCACCCGUCGAAUAGCCUCACAGGAGAGUUGCCCCAUCAACUGCCAUUGUCUCAUCCGUACCCGCCAAAGGCCUCACCAAUCCAAUUCCGGCGCUAUUCUGAAUUCCAACGACCCGGCCACCAAUCUAGCGAGCCUCACAAACCCAGACAUGCGUUUGCUUCCACGCGGAAGUGGCCGUCGAGUUCAAACGGUUUCUGCCCAACUUUUGGACCCACACGUUUUCGUACCGCCCCAGCUAUACAACUGGAAUCCAACAUUGCCCGUCACUGAGGAUUCUUCAGAGGGAAACGGGGCUGGACAAGAAGACGCAGUCCAUACUCAGAAAACUCUUCGAACCACUCGAGCGGUCACUUCAAGACUAAAACGGCUAUUGAGGCAGCGGAGGGCUGCCUUGAGUACUAACAACGAGGUAGCUGAAGUGCCUACACUGGCUUCAAAUCCAAUGCACUGGACAUCAGCCGACGUCGCAGCGUACAUAGAGAGGACCGACUGUCGGGAACUGUGGCCGUGGCUGGCAGCGGAAGCUGUUGACGGUCGAGCCUUUAUGCUUCUCUCCCCGCCUGAAAUACUGCACUCCCUUAAAGGUCUUCGUUGGGACGCGGCAGUUAAGUUGGCCCGCCACGUCGUCUCGGUGAAGCGGGCUUUCCUCGAACAAUACUGUAGUCCUUCCACUGUCUAG
This is a messenger RNA of Mesocestoides corti, 2745 nucleotides long. The record is from the annotation of a GenBank genome assembly. NCBI's taxonomy places the organism in Eukaryota, Metazoa, Platyhelminthes, Cestoda, Cyclophyllidea, Mesocestoididae.